ACUUCAGACCACUUGGGGGACUCGGGUGUCCGCGAGCUCCAGUGUUCGGGGCGAGGAGGAGCUCCGCUCGGAGGAAGUGGAUCCAGUGUGCGAGGAGCGCUUACCUCCACGGCGAGUGUCGCGAGCCUGACGGCACCAAACACCGACGGGAGGCGAAGACACAGACGGAUUCGCUGCUCGGAUCUCGGGCACCGCAGUGUUUCCCCCGGCUGAGUCGGUGCAGCCGCUCCAGACGCGAGCAGCAUGCAUUCGGACUGCAGGCUGCUAUGGCCAGAGUAAUGGUGGGCAGGGGACCGACCGAGGCCGCCGGGGUGCUCGUCCUGUCCAUUCUCCUCAUUCUCACCGCGGGGAAGUGUCGAGCCCAGAAAGGUGAUGGCUGUGGUCCCACUGUGCUUGGCCCCAGCAGUGGCACUCUCUCCUCUCUUGGUUACCCGGGAACAUACCCUAACAACUCGGUGUGUGUGUGGGAGAUCAGCGUCCCGCGUGGUAAGAGGAUCCACUUCCGCUUCGCGGAGCUGGACAUCGAGGACAGCGACUGUCAGGUCAACUACCUCCGCCUCUACAAUGGCAUUGGACCCGAGCGGAGUGAGAUUGUCAAGUAUUGCGGCCUGAACCUGAAGGUCAAAGACACUCACGAGUCCUCCGGGAACCAAGUCACGGUCCAGUUCAUGAGUGGGAACCAUCGGACGGGACGAGGCUUCUACCUGUCCUACUCCACCAGCGAACACAGCGAUCUAAUCACCUGCCUGGACAAAGGAUCCGAUUUCCCCAUGGAGGAGUUCAGCAAAUACUGUCCUGCCGGCUGCCUGACGUCUACGGAGGAGAUCUCUGGAACCACUCCGAAAGGCUACAGAGAGUCGUCCCCGCUGUGUGUGGCGGCCGUCCACGCCGGAGUGGUGUCCAACGCUGUGGGGGGGAGGAUCAGCGUGGUCACCAGCAAAGGCAUCGACAGCUACUCGGGCACACUGGCCAACAACGUCACUUCCACUGGAGGGACUCUGUCCAACAGCCUCUUCACCUUCAAGACCAACGGCUGCUACGGCAAGCUGGGGCUGGAGUCUGGUGUGGUGGCCGACACGCAGCUUUCGGCUUCCUCCGUGUGGGAGUGGAACGUCGGCGGUCGGCAGAGCGCCUGGUCGCCGUCGGGGGCGCGGCUGGAAAGAGAGGGGCUCCCCUGGUCGCCGGCUCAGAGCGACCAGCACCAGUGGCUGCAGGUGGACCUGAAGAGAGAGAAGAGGGUCACAGGCAUCACCACCAGCGGCUCCAUCAUGAGAGAGUUCCCCUACUACGUGUCGGCGUACCGGGUUCUUCACAGCAGGGACGGCCAGCAGUGGCUCACCUACAAGGAAGCCAACUCCACCCACGACAUGGUCUUUCAGGGCAACAGGAACUACCUGGACCAGGUGAGGAAUAACUUCAUCCCCCCCAUCCAGGCCCGGUACAUCCGGGUCAGUCCCACUCUGUGGCACCAGAGGAUCGCCAUCAAGCUGGAGCUGCUGGGAUGUCAGAUUCAUUCGGUGGGCUGGCUGCCGGAGCCCAGGAUGCACCCGCCGCCUCACGGCCCCCGACCCAGCAAGCAGCCUCCCAGACCCAGGCAGACCACGCACACGCCGGACAUCAGAAACACCACCAUGCCGCCGCAGACCAGCAACGAUGUUGCGCUCGCGGCCGUUCUGGUGCCGGUGCUGGCCAUGGUUCUGACGGCGGCCAUCUUGGUUAUGGUGGGCGCCUGGCACUGGAGGAGCAGGAAGAAGAGCUCUGAAGGGACGUACGAUCUGCCCCACUGGGAUCGCACAGACUGGUGGAAGAGCAUGAAGCAGCUGCUGCCAUCCAAGAUGGUGGAGACGGAGGAUUCGGUCCGCUACAGCAGCAGCGAGGUCGGCCGGCUGGCGGCGAGAGGCGCCGUCCCACGGCUGCACGCCGAACCCGCAGAAUACGCCCAGCCGCUGGUCAGCGGCGUGACGACACUCGGCGCGCGCUCCACCUUCAAACCGGACGAAGGGCCCGACCCGGGGUACACGGACCCGGACCUGUACGACGCCCCCAUCUCCCCGGACGUGUAUCACGCCUACGCGGAGCCGCUGCCGGCGUCGGGAGCCGAGUACGCCACGCCCAUCGUGGUGGACAUGAACUGCCACCCCUCCGCUCUGCUGGCACGGACAGACGGCGGCGCUCAGUCCGGCGCGUCGGCCUACGACACGCCCAAGGUGGCCCCCGGGCCGGCCGCCGAGGAUCAGACCUACCAGGUCCCUCAGUGUCAGAAGACGGCGAGCUGAGCUGACCUUUCACCCCUGGCCGCCGGGGGAGGUGCCAUUACAGUCCAAUCACUGAAUCCACAUGAAUGUUUGUGUCGGACAAUCGGAGCGACUACUGUCGGAGAGACUUGGGCUCCCUGUUCUGUGAUUCUCCCUGCCAAGCUGUGAUUUUCUUCCCGAGUCGGUGGCCACACGCCUCCAGUCCAACUCGCCACGAGUUCCUCUUGGCCGCGGUACGCUUUCGUCUUAAACUUGAAGCUUUUCCUCGUCCACCGACUCCAAAACCUUUGGAAUAUUUAUUUGUGACUUCACAUCCUGCUGAUGGAGACAUGGCGCCCUCGCCCCUCCCACAAGUCCUGGUGCGUCACAGACCACACGUGUCCCACUGAACCAAGUCCAGUCUCAUUUUAAUGAGCCACGUUUUUAAUCAUGUGGAAUAAAUCUUUUUUUCAACAGAUUUUUUUUUCCACUUUUAAUGUGUACUUCUGCAUUGAUGACAAAUCGACACACUUCUGCGCUGAGUUAAGUUGAUUUUUUUUCACUCACAACUCCAGUUUCCUCCCGCAUCCCACUAACACAAAGUCGUGUUCUGUGAGGGA
This is a messenger RNA of Synchiropus splendidus (mandarinfish), 2854 nucleotides long. It is a transcript of the gene dcbld2, whose product is annotated as discoidin, CUB and LCCL domain containing 2. Lineage: Eukaryota; Metazoa; Chordata; Actinopteri; Syngnathiformes; Callionymidae. The transcript has 15 exons. The coding region runs from base 267 to 2276 and encodes 669 amino acids. The record is from RefSeq and is a predicted model, not a curated record.